Molecule: messenger RNA, 726 nt
Organism: Rhododendron vialii
Lineage: Eukaryota; Viridiplantae; Streptophyta; Magnoliopsida; Ericales; Ericaceae
Exons: 2
Coding region: 1-726 (241 amino acids)
Source: RefSeq, a predicted model, not a curated record
AUGGGGAACGUAAUUCAAGAUGGGUUUAGAAUUCAAGUGUAUUCCGGAAAUAACACUUCUUUUUGGAAUCACAAAUGGAUGGGGGAUCAAACACUGCAAGAGGAGUUUCCAAGAUUGUAUUUGAAAUCGUCGCAAAGAGAUGAACUGUCUGUCUAUGAUCUUUGGGAAGCUGAAACUUUUACCCAAAAUUCCGGACUUGGUUCUUUGUGGAGAAGUCUUAGCCCUCCAAAAGUGGAGAUUUUCUCGUGGAUGGCAUGUCAAAGCAAGAUUGCAACUAGAUCAAUUUUGAGUAGUAGGAACAUAAUGGUAGGAGUAGAUGAAACAGCUCUGUUUUGCCCAUUUUGUUUACUGGAAUUGGAAACUCCAGUGCAUUUUCUACUAUCUUGUCCCUUUUCGACGGUCAUCUGGUCAAGAAUAGCCGAUUGGUGGAACAUAGUUUGGGUGGCUCCUUCAAAUUUGGCUGAUUUAUCUUUUUGGUGGUUCUUUUCUCAUUUCAAAAAUUUGAAGAAACAUCUUUGGGAGUGUUGUUCCUAUGCAACCCUAUGGUCUAUUUGGAUUGCAAGGAAUGACACUAUUUUCAACAAUAAAAUUGUGGAUUGCAAUCAUUUGGAAGAGUUAAUCAAAUCAAGAGCAGCCAUGUGGAUCAAAGCCAAGUUUGAUAUAAAGGUGUAUACGGUGGAAGAUAUCAAAUCAAACAUUGACGGUGUUAGAAGACUCGUUAUUUAG